This is a messenger RNA of Culicoides brevitarsis, 3172 nucleotides long. It is a transcript of the gene pink, whose product is annotated as BLOC-2 complex member HPS5 homolog. Lineage: Eukaryota; Metazoa; Arthropoda; Insecta; Diptera; Ceratopogonidae. Gene Ontology annotation, molecular function: protein binding. Gene Ontology annotation, cellular component: cytoplasm. The transcript has 3 exons. The record is from RefSeq and is a predicted model, not a curated record. Bases 101 to 2764 code for a protein of 887 amino acids. Gene Ontology annotation, biological process: developmental pigmentation.
GUAGACUUUAAGAAACUUGUAAAAAAUCAUGUAAAAAACUAAGAAGAAAAACCACAAAAACUUUGUUAGAGCUCUUUACAAUCGUUAUCUGGUCACAGCGAUGGCUGACAAAUAUAUUUUAUACAAUGAGGAAGACUUUUCAUCUGUAAUUCAGGAACCUAUAUCCAAGUCGUCGCGAAUCAAGUACACUUGUUGUGAUGCAUCGCCGAAAUAUUUGGUAUUUGCCGCUACCUCUGGCAGUCUCUACAUCUUCAACCGCGAUCCGUGUACCUUCACGAAAAUCCUCCCGAGCAAAUUGGGUGUCAUCAGUCAACUGAAAAUAUCGCCGGAAGAGCGUCUCAUUGCAUUCAGCAACGUCAAAGGACAAAUUGGGAUUGUGGAUUUGCAGGCGGCGGAUCCGCAAGUCAUCACGACGCAACUUGAUCGGAGUUAUGUGACGUGUUUCUAUUGGGAAAGUGACGAAAAGUUAUUUGUGGGCGAUCAAAAGGGGAAUGUUUCGGUUGUUAAUCUCGGUUAUUUCAUGGGCAGGAAUAUCUUGAACGUGACUUUGCGUUCGAUUUUGUUGCUCGAUAGCCCAAUUGUGCAAAUUGAGGGCGAAAAUGAGUUGCUUCUCAUCUCGACUUUUUCGAAAUGUGUCCUUUGCAACACGGAGGUCGAGGAAUUUAAGCAAAUUGGGAAUCGCCCACGUGACGGCGAGUACGGGGGAUGCUUUUACGUGACGCGUGAUGACUUUGGUACGCAAACUCGCAUUUAUUGUGCACGUCCCGGAUGCCGUUUGUGGGAAGUAGAUCUCGAUGGCAACGUCAAACAUACUCACCAAUUUAAAAGUGCACUUUCUGUACCGCCUGCAAAACCGUAUCCGGCACUCGAAUCGACACUGGUAGCGACAACAGAUGCAUCAAAUAUCGCAACACCCACACAAAAGACUGAAACCAAGUCAAGUAACGGCAAAAAAACCAAUCAACAAGACAAUAAUCAUCACAAAUUUCAUCUUUUGCCGCUGAAACACACCGAUGUCGUCGACGUGGUUGACGAAUCGCAGCAAUCAACGACAGAUGUCAGCCCGUCAAACACCUUUCACUUUGCAAAACUCAUCAAUUUCACGGAAAAAUUCGUACUUACCUACUCGGAUUCCAAGUUUUUCAUCCUCGAUCCAACGUGUCGUGUCAUCCUGUGGACAAAUCACUUCAACAACAUCCAAUCUGUGCACGUGAUCGGACAAAAAAUCAUCAUUUUCACGUCGUCUGCCAACAUUUUCGCCGUAGAUUUCUGCACGUUGCAAGAUUACGUGCUGAAGGAAUUUCACUAUGGACUUUUUAUACGAGCGGCGAACAGUAUUAACACUCACAUGACGUAUUUCAUAGAAACUGUGAAGAAAAGUCAUGAAUUGCAUCAGCUUUAUAAACUCAAACAAAUACUCGAGGAGUUGGAUGAGGUUCAGUUGGCGAGAGAUUUGCAGAAAUUUUUUGACGAAAUAUUCGCGCGAAAUAAUGAAAUUGUGCAAAGGUCGAUGCGGAUCAACAAUGGGGGCAUUUAUAUACUCGAUAAUCAAUUCAUGGCGAGCGGAAAGGGAAAGCGUUUCAGUAUUAGCAGCGAAAAAACGCAAACGACGACGGAAAGUGCGACAACGGGAAUGAACAUAAAAGAUGCGCUUGUGUCAGCUUACGAUGUUUAUGGGAAGAAUUUGAAACAUAUGAUCAAGGGAUUUAAGGCGCUUAAUGUGGAAACAAGUACUUUGAAUGGAAAGGAGACGAUAAAGACGGAAAUUGGCAAAACCGAUCGAAAAUCCUUCGACAACGGAACAAAUCAAACAAACCAAAACGCCACAAAUAGCGAUUCGGACCCAAUCAUCGAGCCUCCCGUCAUCACAAAACGCUCAACUCACACACAACUCGAAUUUUCGGUGACGGAAGAGGAGAACAUCGUUCGCAGCUUGUACCUGAUCUACAAGUCAUCGAAAAUCAGCAACUUAAAUUUCCUCGAUCGCUAUUCCAUGUUGUUCGAUCGCUACGACACGCGUCACAUAAUCGUGCUGCUGGAAAAACUCAAACAAGUCAUUAUGGAAAACGAUGACGAAGACGAGCCCGAAGCCACACGCGAUGUCAUCAAAAUGUAUUUCGACUACCUGAAUCCCGAAAUUAUCUACGAACUCGAUGACGAGUGUCGCAUUUUCAUCAAAAACAGUUUCAUGACUGUCAAUGCCGUGUCCGACGAUAAAAAUCUCAUUGUUCGAUGUGAAAAGUGUGAAUUUCCGCUCAAAAGUGCCCGUGGCACGCAAAGUGUUUGUCGUUACCCGAAAAUCGGUGUCACCCUUUUGAAGUAUUAUUGGUCGCGGAAGGAGCAAGAAACGUGUUUUGCUAUUGCGAAAUGCGUUCCCGAGAUGCUGGAUCAAAUUUGUAAAUUUUACAUACAGGAAAAACGGAUGGACAAAGUCGUGCAGUUUGUCGUGAACUUGGCAAGUCAGGAGUUGUUGCUCAAAGCUGCCGAUGCGUACGAUCUCGAGGCGUGGCGCAGCACUUUUGAAAUUUUUAGCCGGCUACUACAGGACCAAACACUCAAUUGUCUCAACUGUGAUCACAAAUGUCGCGUGCAAAAGUCUCUUUACGACACGCAAUUAUUUUACACGUUCAAUCAUAUCUUUGCCACCGCCAGCAACUACAUGGAUGGCAGAGUAAUCUUAGAGUUGUUACUCAGUUACAGCGAUAGGAUCCCGCACGGGGCAUUAUCGAAGGAAAUUUACUUGAAUUGUCUCUUGAAUUCCUAAAUUUCCCCUUUUUUCGCGGAUCAAAAAAUAAAAAAAGACUAAAAUAUCACAAAAAUAAUCAGUCAUUAUGAUUAAAUAAGGAAAAAUAUUUGUUUUAAGUGUACCCUUUAAAUUAAAUUAAUCGUAAAAAAAAAUAUUUAUUAAAAAAAACUAGCAGAGAAAUCGCUUUAGAAGCAAGGCAGUGUCAUAUGAAAAAGUAAGAAAAGCUAGAAAAAUGUUUGAGUCGCUUUGCUUAGUUGGAAUUUGAAUGAGUUUUAGUUGCAUUUAUUAGCUAAAAUUAUCCUUUUAAGCCUGAUUUUAAAAAAAAGAGCAAUAUGAGCAUUCAUUGUUUAAGAAAGAGAAAAAUUGUUGUAGCAAAAAUAAUAUAUUGUAACAGAGAAAUAGCAAAAGAUAAAAUAAAAUAAAAAU